Molecule: messenger RNA, 1419 nt
Organism: Branchiostoma floridae (Florida lancelet)
Lineage: Eukaryota; Metazoa; Chordata; Leptocardii; Amphioxiformes; Branchiostomatidae
Exons: 3
Coding region: 1-1419 (472 amino acids)
Source: RefSeq, a predicted model, not a curated record
AUGUUGACCGGGUCGGUGGCAGGGAUCUCUUCGGACACAGAGGCGAGGCAAGCCGAGCAGAUCCACCACCUGAUGGUCGCGGCCCGGAAAUGGCGGCAGAAGUACGAGAACGCGAGUCUGGAGCUGAAGGCGGCCGCCAAGAAGCGGAAGGAGAUGGAGGAAGACUUCUUAAGGAAGCAGCUGAAGAUGCAGGAAGAGCACAUAGAACACGAGAAGGCGAGUCUGAAGACGCAGGCUGAGAAGUACGAGGCGAAGAUCGCCAAGCUGAAGGAGCUGAUCGGCGGGCUCAAGAAGGCGCUGUGGCCGACUAAGAAACUCGCCGAGCUGAACUUUCAGGUAGAUUACGAGCGAGCGAUGCGGAAAAAGGACACAGACAACUUCACUAAGGACAAACAGAAGCUUGAGGAUACCCUGAAGGAAGAGAGCGAGCAGAAACGUUCUCUGAUGGACAAGCGGAGGAGAAGAGUGUGCCAAGUCUGGCGAGUAUCAGUCAUGGCCGCAACCAUGAAGGAACAGCAAUCCAAGCUUGCAGAGGAAGAAGGCACGCAGAAUCGGACCAGGAGAAAGUUUAUUGAGAAACAGACGAAGAGGUACGAGUCCAGGUGGAGUGAGGAGAGGGAACGCGUGAAGCACCUUCACGAUGCCUUCAUGGCAGAAGUGGAUGAGAAAGUCCUGGAGGACGCGAAGCUGGAGACGCUGCGACAAUCCUUCCAGGCGGAACUGAAGGAUCUGCAGAGGCAGAUGCAGAUGGACAACAUGAAGCUGAAGGCUGAGUUCGCCUGGCAGGAGAUGGACCUGGUCAAACUGUACGAGAAGGGGCACCAGGAGAACACAAACAUGGUGUCAGAAGUGGAGGGGAAGGUCGGGGACGUGAAGGGGGAGUUCUGUACGGUGUUAGAGCAGAUACGGGACGUGCAGCAGAGUGUGGCGUACAUGAAGGAGAAGCUGUACCCUGUUCACCUCAUCGUGCAGAAACUGGACGCAGAGAAAGUAACGCCUGGCGGAGACAUGGCGAAGUUAAACGUCGCGCAAACCGCCAGACGGAUCUGCUCAGACGUGUCCAAACAGCGCAAGGAACUGGCUGAGACGUUAGAAGAUGUUGAAGACUCCCUGACCGCAGGCAGUUCUCCUCAAGCACAGCAGGCACUCUUGGAUAAUCUGACUCACCUGCAAGUUCUUGUAGACUUGAACAGCCGAGAGCUUGGGGAGCUGAGAAAACUUCUCAAAUGUCGUAAAGCCUUACAGUUUUACGACAAGUCAAAGGGCACGUCAUUAACGCAAAGCGGUCUACAGAAGCACCAGCUAUCCCCCAAACAGCCCAAACGGUCCGGCAAAGGGAAAAGGUCUAGAGGGUUACCUCGGACUUUAGCAAGACUGUCCACUGAGAAAUCUAUUCCAACAAUUUGGAUGGACGUCUAG